Messenger RNA from Durusdinium trenchii, 1407 nucleotides. Lineage: Eukaryota; Dinophyceae; Suessiales; Symbiodiniaceae. The record is from the annotation of a GenBank genome assembly.
AUGGCUGGCUUCGAGGUCUCCAGCGGCCUGUCCCACUACCAGCAGCUGGGCGUGGCCCGUACCGCUACAGCACACGAAGUGCGGCGCGCCUAUCUGGAACUGGCACGUCAGUUGCAUCCGGACAAAUGCUCUGCGCCGGAUGCAGCCUUGCGCUUCAUCCGCAUCAACGAGGCGUGGGAGACCCUCUCAAAGACCCAUGCACGGCGCGCCUACGACCUCUAUCUGGACACAGCGUUCUCGCAGGCACCGCAACUACGUAUGCCGAGUCAGGCAGCAAGGACGACCUCGACGGUUUGUAGCUCUCUCAGCCAGCUCUUGGAGAUGACGGAGGACCGCAACAGUGCGAAGAUCACGGAGCUGCGACGCGAGUGCGAGCGUUGGGGCGUGAAGUUCCCCACUGGAUCUUUGGAACGACCCGAGCUCUUGAAGUUCGUCUUUCACGCGGUGCGAGGCGAGCUGGAUGCGCGUGUGAAGUCGCAGGAGUGGCACCGCGUGAGCAAGGACGACUUGGUGGCAUGGCUCAGCAUGAUGGGGUGCUCGCAGUAUGCCCUGACGUGCGAGACCAUGAACAAGGAACGGCUGAUCCUCCUCGCGCGUGAUCUGGUGGCCAAGGGUGCAACUUGGAGCACUCCGUUUCGUGGUGUCGCGGCCACACGCCCAAGCUGCCCACAGGAGGGUCAAGCCCCAUCCCCCAGAGGGUCGGGUCCGUCGGACGUGCGUCCACAGGCUGCACAGGAGGCAAGACCAGCAAGCAACACUUGCAGUGGAGCCUCCAAGAUACCCAAACCCAAGAGAAAGGCUGCGGCGAGCAAGCGCCGGUUCACUCAGGCCUACGGCUUUGGGCGAACCUUGCUGGAGGCCUUCCGGCGGCAGAGGCCCGUACCUCCCGAGGCAACGACGACGAAGGCGACGAGGACGGAAGCGCCCAAGGCGAAGACCAGGAGUUUCACUUCGUCCAGGCAGAAGCCGAAGAGACAGGCGGAGGCCAAGGCCAAGGCUGACAGAUCAAGGACGCCGCGUGCGCCGUCGACGGCCUCGGCGAGGCGUGUACCGACGCCGCAAAGAAGAGCCUCCAAAGAAGCUGCUGUGGAGCGGCCAAAGCUCCAAAAGAAACCGUGUUGCGUGGUGUCCAGCUCUUCGACCAGCUCUUCCUCCAGCUCUUCAAGCACCUCCACCUCGAGCCCUCCGCGCUCGCCACCCGUGAGCCGUCCGAAGGCGAAGCCGAAGGCGAAGGCGAAGCGGAAGACGUCGACGACGCAGAGAAGAUUGAGGAGCUUCGCUUUGACUUGCAGGCGAUCCGCCUGGCGGCCAUGGCGGAUCACCCCAAGGCCCUGGCCACCUUACUGGAACUUGAGACGCUGGAGCAACAGGGGAGGAUCGCGCCCAAAGAGCGUCGCAGGCUGCUGA